AUGACACAAAUUAAAUAUAUGAUUUUAGCGUCAAGACAAGGUAAAAUUAGAUUAAUGAAAUGGUACAUUCCCUUAACUCAAAAGGAGAAAGCCAAAAUUUUAAGGAAUUUAACCACAACAAUUUUAUCAAGAAAGCCAAAAAUGUGUAAUAUUGUUGAAUAUAGUGAUCAUAAAGUUGUUUAUAGAAGGUAUGCUAGUUUAUACUUUAUUUGUGGUAUCACAGCAGAAGUUGACAAUGAGUUACUAAUAUUGGAAGUAAUCCAUAGGUAUGUAGAGGCUAUGGAUAGUUAUUUUGGUAAUGUUUGUGAGUUGGAUAUUAUAUUUAACUUCAGCAAAGCUUAUGAUAUAUUGGAUGAAAUGAUUAUGUGUGAUGGGUCUAUUGCAGAAUCGAGUAAGAAGGAAAUAUUAUUUACGAUGUCAAAUAUGGAUGUUAUGGAAAAUAGCGAUAAUUUAGAUAGAGUACUAAGUUAA
Henningerozyma blattae CBS 6284 is the source of this 471-nucleotide messenger RNA. RefSeq names its product Aps1p (gene APS1). Bases 1 to 471 code for a protein of 156 amino acids. Gene Ontology annotation, molecular function: clathrin-cargo adaptor activity. The record is from RefSeq and is a predicted model, not a curated record. Lineage: Eukaryota; Fungi; Ascomycota; Saccharomycetes; Saccharomycetales; Saccharomycetaceae. Gene Ontology annotation, cellular component: AP-1 adaptor complex; intracellular membrane-bounded organelle; membrane coat. The transcript has a single exon. Gene Ontology annotation, biological process: intracellular protein transport; vesicle-mediated transport.